Molecule: messenger RNA, 2721 nt
Organism: Bursaphelenchus okinawaensis
Lineage: Eukaryota; Metazoa; Nematoda; Chromadorea; Rhabditida; Aphelenchoididae
Source: the annotation of a GenBank genome assembly
AUGGAUUACAUGCAGAGAUGGUUCAGCAACAUCAAGUACGUCUACAACAGCAUGAAUCCUGCCGUGUUGUCAGGUAUGUACGGUAUCUUUUUGUACUUUAUGUACUGAUUUAAGUGCAAUUGUACUUAGAGUUGCGGAGUAUAUUAGUAUAUGGCAUCUUAUUAUUUAAAUAGCAAUAUUUUACCUUGGUAAUAACGUUGUAGGCGCCAUUGACGUUAUUGUGAUUGAACAGCCUGACAAUACCUUGAAGUGUUCUCCUUUCUACGUUCGUUUUGGCAAGAUCGGCGUCUUCAACAGCAGUGAAAAGGUAAGUGUAGUAUAAUAUUAUUAUUGUCUUUUUGGUAUGUCAUAACCUAGUCUUCUUCACAAUAUAUUUGCAUACUUUUUACAGUACGUUGACAUAAGGAUAAACGACAAGGAUGUAGAUAUUAGGAUGAAACUGGGAGAGAAUGGACUGGCCUACUUUCACGACAGCAGAUCCCAUAUUAAUCACAUUGUAAGUGACUUUUGGAAGUUAUAUAAAAAAGGUGAAGUCUUGGCUUUAUCAACUUUUAAUGUUCUGUGAACUCUUUGACCGUACUCUUGAGGUCCUUCUUAGUAAGUAUCGAAAUGAUUUUGUUUAGUACCACGACCAGUUGAAACAAGAAGACGAUCACGUUGCUUCGGCCGUUCGGAAGACGUUCAAACUGGAACAGAAGCUACUCUCGGGAAUGGAUGAGAACACUGACGUCAGCUUGAAGCGGUGUCCGAGUUUGGCAGAAUCAACCAGUACUAGUGGGUUCUCAUCGUAAGUUACAGUAUACUGUACUUUCACGGAAAACAGAAUAUUUAAAGAUGGCUAAGAUGCAAAUGUGUACAGUAUUACGACAGUAGACAUAUGUAGGGUUAUAUGGGGUACCUUUCAGUACCAUAUAUAACGUAACACACUUACAGUGCCGGCAGCGAAGAUGAACUGUACGAACCAGACCCUGUCCUCCGGUCGUUUCGUAUCUCUAGUGACAAGUUGCGACAGCUGGGACUAAAAUAUGGUCAGAAUGAUGCCAAGUUCAGCAUAACGACCAGGUUACAAGGAACGACCGCCUCCAACUGUCACAUUUACCUGUACAAAUGGACUGAUAAGAUUGUGAUUAGUGACAUUGAUGGCACCAUUACAAGGUCUGAUGUUCUUGGCCAUAUCAUCCCGGCUAUUGGCGGUCAAUGGGCUCAUACUGGGGUUACUGAGCUUUACAGUGCAAUAAGAGACAACGGGUGAGACUUAACAUAUUUACCAUAGUGUGACAUAAGACUUACCAUUGAUAUCUAACAAGGAAAGUGCCCGACCUGCCCCGCUCUGAUUGACUUCAAACUUUUUAUAUAGAAAGAACAUGUAAAUAUAAGAUGUUCAGCAAAGUACUAAAUUAAAUCGCGCUUUCCAGGAAAUCCCGAGAAAAUCAAGAUUAAAAAAUGACAUCUUGAAUUUCCCGCCAACUUGGCAUUGUGUUUCAAGCUUGUAACUUUGUCAUUUUUUGACUUUUAAUAAUUUUUCUUUGAUAUACUAAUAGAAAACCUUUAAAUGAACCUACAUUUUUAAAUUUGUAAGUGUAGAUUGGCUGGAAAGUCGAAAAAAGUGCUUGAAACACAAUGCCAAAGUUGCCAAAUUGGCGGGAAACCCAAAUAACUUAAAUUUGAAACUCAAAAGCGCGAGCUAAAAUUUUUUAUGGGUACUAUUGGUGGUACAAAGAAUUCAUAUUAAAAUUUUGAGCUGAUUCUGAGCGGAGCAGGUAGGGUACUUUCCUUGUAAGCAGUGUUUUGCCGGUCCGGUCCGCGGACGGGUCCGGUCCGGACCGGACGGACCGAAACAGAAAUUUUUGCGGACCGGACCGGACCCAAAAAUUUUGGGUUUGGACCGGUCCGGACCGGUGAAAAACGCUCCGGACCGGUCCGGGCAAAACACUGCUUGUAAGUUGUUUAUCUCACAGAGUACCAUUACUUUUUAAUGGGUACACAUUAAAUGUACUGUAUUCUGAUAAUCUGUCUUUUCAGGUACAAAAUAAUUUAUUUGAGCUCAAGGGCCAUCGGCCAGUCUAGUCAGACCAAAGCAUACCUACAAAGUGUGAUACAAGGCAGUAAAACGUUACCGGCUGGUCCAGUACUAAUAUCCUGCACGUCACUGUUCAUGGCGUUCAAAAAAGAAGUCAUCGAACGGAAUCCUCAAGAGUUCAAGAUCGCCUGCCUCACUGACGUCAAGUCUCUGUUUCCUGUAGAAGAUCCCUUCUUCGCUGGAUUCGGGAACCGCGACACUGACAUACAAUCAUAUCGAGCUGUGGAUAUACCCAAGCAUAGGAUCAUCAUCAUCAACCCUACAGGACUUAUCAAAACGGCACUAGAGACGGGGUACCACUCCUCGUACAUCAACAUGGUGAAAGACACGGUAGACUACAUGUUCCCUCCGCUGCCACAGCCACAUUGUACUAAUGCUGAAGAACUGGAGCUGAAUUCAAAGUUUGUCAAACCUCAUACUUUCAGGUAAUGUACUCUUUGAAAUGGCAUUUCAGUUGGCUUUUAGCUAAUGACUAUAACAAUUAUAAAUUAUAUUUUUUUAGCAACCUAACCCACUGGAGGAAGCCAAAUGACCUGACUAUCGAAGACCGUGAGCUGGAACGAUACGAAAGAGAACGGCUACGGAGACAGAAGGAGAAUCUGGCUAAACAGCCGAAGAAGCGUAGAUUCUUCGGAGCGUAA